GUUCUCUGGCAGUCAGCACUGUGGACAUAUACACUGUGCAUACCAGUAUAGAGAACAUUACCACUGCCUUGACCCAGAGUGCAACUACCAGAGGUUCACCAGCAAGCAGGACGUGAUCCGGCACUACAACAUGCACAAGAAGCGCGACAACUCCCUGCAGCACGGCUUCAUGCGCUUCAGCCCCCUGGACGACUGCAGCGUCUACUACCACGGCUGCCACCUCAACGGCAAGAGCACACACUACCACUGCAUGCAGGUGGGCUGUAACAAGGUCUAUACCAGCACCUCUGACGUGAUGACCCAUGAGAACUUCCACAAGAAGAACACGCAGCUGAUCAACGACGGGUUCCAGCGGUUCCGCGCCACGGAGGACUGUGGCACCGUGGAGUGCCAGUUCUACGGGCAGAAAACCACCCACUUCCACUGCAGGCGACCUGGGUGCACAUUCACCUUCAAGAACAAGUGUGACAUUGAGAAGCACAAGAGCUACCACAUCAAAGAUGAUGCCUAUGCCAAGGACGGCUUCAAGAAGUUCUACAAGUAUGAGGAAUGCAAGUAUGAGGGCUGUGUCUACAGCAAGGCCACCAACCACUUCCACUGCAUACGGGCAGGCUGUGGCUUCACCUUCACCUCCACCAGCCAGAUGACCUCCCACAAACGCAAGCACGAGCGCCGGCACAUCCGGAGCUCGGGGGUGCUGGGCCUGCCGGCCUCUCUCCUGGGGUCCAAGGAGAACGAGCAGGAGGAGUCCAGUAACGACGACCUCAUCGACUUCUCUGCCAUGAGCUCGAAGAACUCCAGCCUGAGUGCCUCCCCCACGAGUCAACAGUCUUCCGUUUCUCUCAUAGUCCCAGCUGCACCCUCCUCUGCUGCUGAGCUUGCUUCCUCACAGGCCAGCAAGUCUGCCAACAGCAUGACACCAGCCACCAAGAUCUCUGGCCUGCUCUCCCAGGCCCUUCCUAGCAAUAUACCCUUGGCGCUGGCACUCUCCAACUCAGCACUUCCUGGAACAGCUGGAUCCUUCUUCCCCAUCAUCCCCAGUCGGGUCUCCACGCCACUUCCUGCCAGCUCAGCUAAUCUGAUGACUGCUGGUUCUUCUGGCACCAAUCCAACAUCAUCUGCUCCCACAGAUUGUGCAUCCCAGGCCAUUUCAGGGUCUGGUGAGCCAGCAGCUACUUCUUCUCCAGCUCCAGCGGCAUCUAUAAUGGAAAGGAUCUCUGCUAGCAAGGGAUUAAUCUCUCCUAUGAUGGCCAGGCUGGCAGCAGCUGCUCUCAAGCCCUCGGUGGCACUUGAAGCAG
Messenger RNA from Merops nubicus (carmine bee-eater), 1298 nucleotides. RefSeq names its product zinc finger protein castor homolog 1-like. Lineage: Eukaryota; Metazoa; Chordata; Aves; Coraciiformes; Meropidae. Gene Ontology annotation, biological process: regulation of neuron differentiation; positive regulation of transcription by RNA polymerase II. The transcript has 4 exons. Gene Ontology annotation, cellular component: nucleus. Gene Ontology annotation, molecular function: DNA-binding transcription factor activity, RNA polymerase II-specific; RNA polymerase II transcription regulatory region sequence-specific DNA binding. The record is from RefSeq and is a predicted model, not a curated record. The annotation marks the transcript as partial.